This is a messenger RNA of Saccostrea cuccullata (small rock oyster), 1418 nucleotides long. RefSeq names its product nucleoporin SEH1-like. The record is from RefSeq and is a predicted model, not a curated record. Gene Ontology annotation, cellular component: Seh1-associated complex; nuclear pore outer ring. Gene Ontology annotation, molecular function: structural molecule activity; protein binding. Lineage: Eukaryota; Metazoa; Mollusca; Bivalvia; Ostreida; Ostreidae. The coding region runs from base 49 to 1179 and encodes 376 amino acids. Gene Ontology annotation, biological process: positive regulation of TORC1 signaling; cellular response to amino acid starvation. The transcript has 10 exons.
UCAUAAAGCUUGCCGCUUUAAUCAAUGUGAAAGUAGAGGAAAAGGAACAUGUUUGUAACAAAACAGAUUGAAUCUGAACACAAAGAUUUAAUACACGAUGUUUCAUUUGACUUUUACGGUAAACGAAUGGCAACAUGCUCGAGCGAUCAAAGUGUGAAGGUUUGGGAUCUUGGAGAAGAUGGAGAAUGGAAAUGUACAGCAAGCUGGAAGACACACAGUGGUUCAGUCUUUAGGGUAACCUGGGCCCACCCAGAGUUUGGACAGGUGCUGGCCACCUGUUCCUUUGACAGACAGGCAGCAGUGUGGGAGGAAAACUUUGGGGAUGUAAGCAGGGAGGGGGUGAAGAGCAACUGGAUCAAAAAGAGCAUUUUGGUAGACAGUCGCACGGCAGUCACUGAUGUCAAAUUUGCUCCAAAACAUCUUGGGUUACAGUUGGCAAUUUGUUGCUCUGAUGGUAUGGUAAGAAUUUACGAAUGUCCAGAUGUAAUGAACAUAAGCCAAUGGUCUCUACAACACGACAUACAAACAAAGUUCAAAUGCAGUUGUCUUAGUUGGAAUUCUUCAAGGAUGCACCCUCCAAUGAUAGCGGUGGGGAGUGAUGAUAACAAUCCAUCUGGUGGAGGGAAAUGCCAGGUGUUCGAGUACAAUGACAGCACCAGGAAAUGGACCAAAGUGGAGACAAUAGUAGCUGUCACUGAUCCAGUACAUGAUGUGGCCUUUGCUCCAAACCUUGGUAGAUCGUAUCAUCUGUUGGCCAUAGCAUCUAAGGAACUAAAGAUUAUCAGUCUAACUCCACUUGGCAGAGAUUCUGUUAUUGGAAAUCAGGCAGUGGUCAGCAGGUUUGAAAUGAAGCAAGUGGCCAGUUUUCCAGACCAUGAAUCACCGGUAUGGCGAGUCAGCUGGAAUGUAACAGGGACGGUGCUAUCCUCCUCAGGGGAUGAUGGCUGUGUCAGGUUAUGGAAAGCAAACUAUCUUGGAAGGUGGAAAUGUAUAUCCAUAAUCAAAGGAGAUGCCUCUCAGAGUCGCUUUGACAGAAACUUAAGUGCCAACCCCUCACAGAUCCCCAUCGAUGGUGUAAGCCAGCAGAGCAAUGAAGACUUAAUGAGGAUGAAUAUAAAACGGAAUUCUGGAUGGCCAUCAUUUCACACGAAGAAGGACCAGGGAAAAACAUAUUACUGACCCUGAUCACCUGGGUAGGAAAUGGAAUACGUGCCUCAUCCAAAACAUUCUAGUCUUACUUACAAUAUAUCAUAUACGGUGAAUAUUGUCAGUGUGUGAACAUUCCAGUUUAAUGAUGUUUUAUAUUGUGGAGAAAAGAUUGCAGUGAUCUAAGCCUUCAGAGCUCUUGAAUGAACUGCAUAUUACCAUUGUUAAUUAAGUCAAAUGCUUUGCUUACUACUUAUAUACCUCUAUGGAAA